Zygotorulaspora mrakii is the source of this 3435-nucleotide messenger RNA. RefSeq lists its product as uncharacterized. NCBI's taxonomy places the organism in Eukaryota, Fungi, Ascomycota, Saccharomycetes, Saccharomycetales, Saccharomycetaceae. The record is from RefSeq and is a predicted model, not a curated record. The transcript has a single exon. The coding region runs from base 1 to 3435 and encodes 1144 amino acids.
AUGUCCGAUUACUUCAGUCUGGGACAGCGCAAUGACAGUGGUGGUAAUUCGCCUGGUCUUGUUGCCAAUGACCAUGGAGAUGCGGCAUCGACCAAGUCUGGUGAUUCCUAUCUCUUGAAUAUAUCACCUAGCGAUCAUACGUUAGUUGAUUCUCACCCUGCACAUUCUUAUCAGUAUCAGCAACAGUACCAGCAACAGAUCCCGCAGUACCCGCAACAGCAGCAUGGACAGUCGCAGCCAAUGGGUCAAUAUCAGCAUCAUCACCAAAAGGCUCCCAGUACUAUCAGCGGUAUUAGUGCUAUGGAUGACCUCUCCCAGAGUGCUGCUAUUAGAGACUCUGUGUUGCCUAAGACAGAUCCGAAAUCACCUUACUUUGUCAAUGUUCCUAUUCCUGUGAGCGGUUCACAGGAAGCUGCUUUUGCGACAAGCGCUGCAACGGGAGCGGCUACAGGCCCUGGAACACCUAGCGAAGAGGAUGAUCAGUUUGUCAGGGAGUACCCUACCGAUAUUUUGAUGGAUAGAUUUUAUAAAUGGAGAAAAAUCUUGAAAGGGUUGAUCAUCUACUUGAGAGAAGUUGCUUAUUCACAGGAACAGUUUGCUAGAAUUAAUUUUCAGCUGAAAGGCUCGGUAAAGUUUCCCUUCUUAACCGAUAUUGAAGAUAGUACAAAUAAACUAUUUGAUCCCUUAUCAGCUAAAGGUCCUGCGAAAAAACAACAACCGGUUACAUUAGCUCAGAAGAAACAGCAGCAGCAACAACAACAGCAACAACAAUUGCCUAACGAGGUUGAAAACAGGCCCGGAUUUAAUGAAAGUGGUUUGAACGUAUCGGAAUAUACUUUUCAGGCAGUCAAAACGGCCGAAUCGGAUGAGUCUUCUGCUGCAUCAGGUUUUAUGAAAUUUGGCUCUGGGUCAGUUCAAGAUAUCCAAGUGAUUUUGAAAAAGUAUCAUCUUUCGCUGGCUAAUCAACAAUUAAAAGUAUCAAAGGAAAUUACAGGUACAAUGAUACCAAAAAUGGAGGACCUACGUAAAGAUUUGCAAUUGAAGAUUAAAGAGAUCAAGGAGUUGCAUGGUGACUUCAAGACGAAUAUAAAUGAACACGUUGCAAUAACGGGUCAAUUUCUGACCAAGUACAUCGCAUCCGUCAGAUAUAUGAAUACCGCCACAUUUGAUGGCUCGGAGAGCAUCAAACUUAAUAAGAAGGGGAAUCAGCUAAAACCAAAACAUGAUCCAUAUCUUUUAAAAUUACAGUUAGAUUUGCAAUUGAAACGUCAGCUAUUGGAAGAGAAUUAUUUGCAGGAAGCAUUCAUUAAUUUACAAACAUCUGGUAUGGAAUUGGAAAAGAUCGUUUAUGCGAGAAUUCAGCACACAUUGCAGAAAUAUUGUUUAUUGAUUGAUUCCGAGGCUCGAUUAAUGAUAAAAAAUUUGUGCCGGGAACUACAACAAGGUAUGCUAUCGAGACCGCCAGCUUUGGAAUGGGAUCAUUUUGUUUCGCAUCAUCCAGCUUGUUUAAUAAACUGGAAGUCAACAGAUCCAAUUCCGGUUCCUCGAAAGCUCUCUGAUAUCAUUUACCCACAGAUGAAAUCGUCUUUGGCUAAAUGUAUUCGAGCCGGUUAUUUGUCAAAGAAAUCCAAGUAUUUGAAAAACUAUAACAAAGGUUACUUCGUUCUAACUUCUAAUUAUCUGCAUGAAUUUAAAAGCAGUAAUUUCUUCAAAGCGUCCGUUAACAGCCCAGGUGAAGCCAAGGAUCAUCAAAACGUGCCAAUCGCAUCUCAAAACACAGCAAAAACAUCUUUGGUUCCCAUAAUGAGCAUUUCACUUAAUGAUUGCAUCCUCACAGAAGCAUCAGACAGUAAAUUUGUGAUUGUUGGGAAGCCAACCUUUAAUGACUUGGAUCUGAGUAAGAUUGGCACUUCUGCGAAGACAAACUUAUCGUCCAUGUCAAGCACAAAUCAUGUUCAUACUUUACAGGAGGCACCAAAGAAGUUGACCAAAUCGACAAUAGGUAAAUUGCUGAAGGGUGGCAAAUCCAAAACUUCAUCUCAUAUCCCAAAAAAGGAGGACUCGGAAGAAGUGCAGGAAUUUUAUGCUGCGGCACAGAAGGAAGUCGACAAAACCGUGAACUGGGUUUUUAAACCGGCAAGCUCUAAUCCAACCCCAGAGGAUAUCAAACAGUUUAAAAAAUGGGCGCAUGAUUUAAAAAAUCUAACUACUUUUAAUGAUACCAAGGAAAGAUCCAGGUUCAUUGAAGAACGUAUUUUAAAGACCCAAUCUCGUGUCAGAGGUAACCUUUCCAAAACAAGUACUAGCAGUAUUAGUUUACCUGCUAUGAAUGACUUCUCUACACCGAAUACUAACGCAUCCUCUUUCAGAAAGGAGCGUCCUGGGAGACCCCAAUAUAUUCAACUCCAAAAUUCUUCCAGUUUGGAUUUUGCUCAUGGUUCUAGGGUCAAUACACCAGCAGUUGACGAUAACGGCAAUUUGAUUACUGUUGCUGAAAGAAGAUAUAUUCCAUCUACAUUAUCGAUGACUUCCCCAGGAAUAGCAUCACCUCAUUCAUUCAACUCCAAUUCUAACUCGGAGGGCUCUAGCUCGAGAAAUUCGCUACUAAAUGCUUCGCAACAGUUUCAACAACAGACGCCCUUGUCCAAUAAUUCAACAAAUGAACCAGUCUCUGGAAUAGUCGGUCAUGACAUGAUCCCGAACACGGCUCCUGUGGUAAGUGGCACGCCAGUUAACAAUUUGCGUCACAAAAGAAACGUAUCUCAAACUCAUUCAUUGGGUGGGAUGUCAGCACCACCAGCUCCAUUGUCUAAUAUCAGUUCACCAAAGAGCGUGCAUUCCGAGGGAAGCAUGGGUGGAUAUUUUUCGAUACCCGUAAAACCUCACAGUGCUUCGCAAGGAUCUACUCCCUUAUAUACUGAUGAUUCCCAGGGGCAACAGAACUCAAUUUCUACAAACCCUAGCAGAACCUCAAAUCUGGGAAUGAGAUCUGCUUCUGGCGGAUAUUCACCACAACAGUUGGGAAUAAUGAAUCAAGUUUCAUCUUCCGUGCCGAGAUUCAAAUUAAACGACCAGGAUGUUCACCAUCAUGAUAAUCAGCAGGGUGAUGUAAGCGCCCAGAAAUUCAAAAAAAAUGCUACCGCUGGAGCUUUACCUGCAGUCAAAGUCGAAGGAAAUUUGAACGGUGGCAAUUCUCUCUAUAUGAGAAGCAAUCACAGUGCAAACAGUCUCACAUCCAACCCUACAAGGAUGCAUCCUAUUAGAAAACAUAAAAAAAAUGUAUCAUUCAGCUCCCUUAACAGUUUGAUGUUUUCUAAGAAAGCUACUCCAGGUGGUACUCAUAUGACAGACCAAUUUAUGAGCGGCGGGAUUCAGGAAGAUGAUGAUGAUCACGACUCUCAGUCAAUCAAAUUAAAUCAGUCGAUUUACUCAUGA